AUGGAUCGACUAGAUGCUCUAAGCAUAGAUGCUAAUAGGAACCGGAAUGAUGACGGACCACGGUCCGGAGAAGACGUCGCUCGUGGGCAAGCCGUCAACGGACUUGCUCCUAGUGUUCACGGACGUCGGCAACAAUUUUAUGAUGAUGACUCGGGCGAAGAUGAAUAUUUUGAGGAACCCAUGCCGAGGCGUGUUGAUCAAGGGAGACUGCUCGACUUCAUGAGGUCGGUCGAAAGGAAUGACUUGAGGGAGAUCGAAGGGCAACAAGUUGCUAGGUACUUGGAAGGUCUAAAACUAGUCAUCGGGGACAAAAUAAGGGUCCAUGUAAUAAGGACUUUAUCGGAGGCUCGAAAUAUGGCCACUAAAGGCCGAACUAAUGUUGCAAGAAAAAGGAAGGCCGAUUACUCUCGUAGAAGUUAUGGUGGGGAUAAUUAUAAAACUUCUAAUGACAAAAACAAGGUUGUACGAUUUCUCCAACACACCAUGAAAGGCUUAUGGAAGAGAAAGCCACGGGAAAACGAAGGUCACGAAGUGAAAGACGGUCGGAGGGCCAUGAACCCCUAUACUAAGCUAAUCGUGGGUAAGUGUUUUAAGUGCAACCAAUUUGGGCAUAGGUCUAGUGAUCCGCUCGAAGGCUCCAUGUGGUGGAGCGAGAUGAGGAAGAUGGUGAAGUAUGCUGUGAAACCGAUGGAGACGACAACGAAUUUGAGGAGGAUGGUAAAUGUCAAAACUAUGUGGUGA
Molecule: messenger RNA, 741 nt
Organism: Dovyalis caffra
Lineage: Eukaryota; Viridiplantae; Streptophyta; Magnoliopsida; Malpighiales; Salicaceae
Source: the annotation of a GenBank genome assembly